Brachypodium distachyon (stiff brome) is the source of this 1644-nucleotide messenger RNA. RefSeq lists its product as uncharacterized. NCBI's taxonomy places the organism in Eukaryota, Viridiplantae, Streptophyta, Magnoliopsida, Poales, Poaceae. Gene Ontology annotation, molecular function: nucleic acid binding; zinc ion binding. The coding region runs from base 1 to 1644 and encodes 547 amino acids. The record is from RefSeq and is a predicted model, not a curated record. The transcript is spliced from 5 exons.
AUGUCUAAGGAAGGGAAGUUACCUGUUCUUAGCAGUACCAAUUAUGCUUUCUGGAAAAAUCGCAUUAAGACUCACAUCAUAUCUACUGACCCUUGUGCUUGGGAAGUAGUCACAAAUGGCCUUGUUGUUCCUCAGGGACCCAUCUCUAGAUAUGACUCCAUCUCUCUGAAGAAUUAUCAAGCAAAUGCCAAAGCUUGUGAUAUCAUCUUCUCAACUGUCAGUGAUGGUGAGCUCAACAAGAUUAGCAAUCUUACUGACGCAAAAAAGAUUUGGGAUCUUCUCGCUGAAGUCCAUGAAGGGACAACCACUGUCAAAGAUUUUAGAGUUACUCGCCUCAUCAGUCAGUUUGACCGUCUUAUGCUUGAGCCCAAUGAGACCGUUUCUUCACUCUACGAUCGCAUGAGCACCAUCGUUCUUGGAAGAAUCGUGUCCUAUGAACUUGACCAAGAAGAGAAGAGAUUGAUCCAUGGUUCGGGAUCCAGUUCGAAGAAGAACAAUGUUGCACUCAAGGCCAAGAAAUCGUCCAAGAAGAUUAGGUUCAAUAAGAAGUUUGGAAGUAAGUUUGGAAACAAACUGAAGUAUCAAGGUGAAUCCAGCUCCUCCAAGUUUCGGAAAUCAGCUCAUCGGAAGAAGUCUGAUAUGGCUAAGAGAGUUUGCUUCAACUGUGGCAAGAAAGGCCACUUCAUUGUUGAGUGCCCCGAGAAAGCUGAUGAAGACAAGGAGAAGAAAAGCUUCAAGAAGCACUCUCACAAGAAGAACCAUGAUCGUCACAAGAAGAAGGAUUGGAAAAAGGACUCUGCUCACAAGAAGGGCAAGUACUACUCUAGAGCACAUGUUGGUGAAUGGAACUCAGAUUCUUCAUCAUCUGAAGAAUCAUCUGACUCGGAGUCUGAAGGCGGUGUCGCCGGAUUGGCCAUAGCUAUUACAUCUGCCAGAGAGAAGACCUCACUGUUUGACUCUGCAGAUUCAUCUGAAGAUGCCUCCGGAGACGAUCGUUCCUCACCAUCAUGCUUCAUGGCAAAAUCCUCUAAGGUAUCAUCUCCUAGUGAAGAAAUAAACUCUAAUGAUAAUGAUGAAACUGAUAAUGAAGAAUCUGAACCCAUCACAUAUGAAAGACUUCAGUUCAUCGUUGAGAAGCAAGAAGACCUGCUUAUCACUGAGAUCAAGAAGAACACUAACAUGGCUAAUGAACUCAAAAGGCUUAAGUCUAAGUUUCGGGCCAUCUUUACUAGUAUUAGUGAAUCUUGCUCUGUUGUCACUAACCCUUCACCUAGUGAUCUUUCACUGGCUGAAGAAAAUGCUAAGUUGAAGAAGCAGAUUGAGGCUGGUAUCCUCAAGUGUCACCAAGGGACUGAAACCUUGAACCAGAUUCUUGGUCUUCAAAUUCCUCACCGAUGCAAGGAUGGUAUCGGUUUUCAGAGGAAGUACAAUGUUAAUGGUGAUGCUUGGCUCCCUGAGCAAUAUCCCCCUACCAUGUUUGUCCAGGGAAGAGGGAAGUAUAUUGAGGUUCCUCCAUUUGUGGGAAAUCUGAAUCCCCGUAAGGAUGCUUCAAAGCGUCCCAAUACUUCACGUGCUUACCCGAUAUUCCAUGUUAAUGAAUUUUACAUUCUGAAGAUGGGAACCCAUGAAGACAUGGGUGCCUAA